This is a messenger RNA of Dipodomys ordii (Ord's kangaroo rat), 1605 nucleotides long. RefSeq names its product vomeronasal type-1 receptor 96-like. Gene Ontology annotation, cellular component: membrane. Gene Ontology annotation, biological process: G protein-coupled receptor signaling pathway. Bases 1 to 1605 code for a protein of 534 amino acids. Gene Ontology annotation, molecular function: pheromone receptor activity. NCBI's taxonomy places the organism in Eukaryota, Metazoa, Chordata, Mammalia, Rodentia, Heteromyidae. The transcript has 6 exons. The record is from RefSeq and is a predicted model, not a curated record.
AUGGGGAACUUCCUGCUCUCCAUGCUCUAUCUGUACAUGUUUGGAUUCCAACGUCAUCUGAAGAAGCCCAUUGAUGUUAUCUUCAUGCACCUGACCGUGGUCAACAUCCUGAACCUCACCUUCACAAUGUUUCCAGACAUCAUGGCAUCCUUCCCAGUUCAUCAUUUUCUGACGACGGGGGCUCGUCAUCUGAAGAAGCCCAUCAAUGCCAUAUUCAUACAUUUGACUGUGGUCAACAUCCUGAACAUCACCUUCACACUUGUGCCAAAUAUCAUGGCAUCCUUUGGAGUACAACGUUUUCUGGACGAUGUGGGCUGCAAGGCAGUGGUGUGCCUCUUCAGAGUCACCCAGGAUCUGUCCAUCUGUACCACCUCACUCCUCAGUGUGUUUCAGGACAUCACCAUCAGCUCCAGUCGUGCCCAGUGCGUGAGGCUUAAAUCUAAGUCUUCAGUGUGGAUUUUCCCUUCUUUCUUGUUCUUCUGGGUUGUCAAUAUGCUCAUCUAUGCCCCAGUAGUUAAGGUUAUGAAAGCCAAAAUCAAUUUCAUUCUCAUUGGUUCUGAGUUUUCCAAUGAAUAUGGUCAUACUCCUCAGCUUGAAGACAAUAGAUCAGGGUAUUAUAUGUCUAUCUUAUUAUUUCCAGAUCUUGUGUUUAUAAUCCUCAUGAUCAUCACCAGCCUCUACAUGAUGAGGCUUCUCUACCAACACCACCAGAUAGCUCAGCACCUACAUAGUUUUAGCCUUGCCACCCAGCCAGCACCCAAGAGAAAGGCCACCCACACCAUCCGGCUGUUGGUCAGCUGUUUCCUGUGUUUCUAUUGCUUCAACAACAUCACCAAUUUCUAUUACUUUUACACAGCAGUGAAAAUCCCUACCUUGGAGGUGAUGGUAUUUGCUUGCUUUUUAUUCAUUCCUGUUUGCACACUUCAGCCGCUGUGGCACAACACUGGUCAGUUGCCUCCAGAUGAGUCCUGUACAACUGCCAACUCACCUGUGGUGUGUCUGGGCAUCCUGAGGAAUUGUGUCCUCUUCCUGUUGUACACCCACAGCUCCAUGUGCAAACCUCGGCUCCGGAAGCCCAUUGCCAUAGUUUUCAUGCACCUGAUCUAUGGAGUCCUGUGUUUCUGGGAUGAUGCCAUGUGUAAGGCUAUGCUGUUCUUGUUCAGGGUCAGGUGGGGACUGUCCGCCUGCACUACGACCUUCCUGAGCACCUUCCAGGCCCUCACCAUCAGCUGCACCCCUGCCCAGUGUGUUUGGCUGAAAAGCCGAUCCUCUGCUUGCAUCCACCCCUCUCUGCUCUCCUUCUGGAUCUUCAAUUCUGUCAUCUAUUUCCACAUGAUCAAAACUGUGGAAUCCAAUGGACCUCCUUACCAACACCACAAGACAGCCCAGCACCUCCAUAGUUCCAGGCUUGCCUCGCAGCCAGCAACCGAGAACACAGCCACCCACAUCAUCCUGCUGUUGGUCAGCUGUUUCAUGUUCUUCUAUUGCUCCAACAACAUCAUGGACUUUUAUUACUUUUACACAGCAGUGAAAAUUCCAACACUGGAAGUGAUGGUUGUUUUUUAUCAUCAGGCUACCAAGCCUUGUCUCUUUUCUUCCCUAUGA